This is a messenger RNA of Cryptotermes secundus, 699 nucleotides long. RefSeq lists its product as uncharacterized. The record is from RefSeq and is a predicted model, not a curated record. The transcript has 4 exons. Lineage: Eukaryota; Metazoa; Arthropoda; Insecta; Blattodea; Kalotermitidae. Bases 54 to 593 code for a protein of 179 amino acids.
AACGUGCAAAAUGUGAGACGAAACAUAGGGCACGUUACAGUUCAGGCUGCGACAUGAAGCUGAUCAACGCUGUCAUCUGCGCGCUGGUGAUACUGCUUCACCAGCAGGCACAAGCAGACGAAGAUCCCUCCUAUGAAAUACAGGUUACUAACGUAACACCGUUUGCUGACACCAAAGAAUAUGUGGACCUUGUAGAGGGAACAACAGGGGAAGAUGGCUCAAAAACAACCUUCAGCCUCAAAGCCACUGUAAUAAAGGAUGUACCUGAGGAUGCGAUUUGUCAGACCACUUUCUACAAGAAACAAGAUGGCGAAUUCAAGAAGAAUCCGUUUGGUAUAGUGCCGACCCCGUGUUGCGACCUUCUGUUUCAGAAUGAAAUAUUUAAACACAUUAUGGAGACACAGAACGUUCCCAAAGCCUGCCCCUUUAAAAAGGGGACAUAUUCCGUGGACAAUUAUGCCUUUGAUACAAAUAGAUACAAAAAUGCACCUCGCGGAGAAUACAGGGCCAACUUCACCGCAUACCUCCCAUCUGAAAGUAAACCUAUCAUCUACGGUGUAGAUCUCACCUUCAAGAUUGUCGACAAGUCGUAAGCUUCUUUGAUAUUUGCUUACUGGAUCAGACAUAUAAUGUGCUACCACAUAUGGUAAUCAUUAUGUAUUAAAUACAUAAUAAUAGUAAUUUCAUUACUUGAGAAUA